Messenger RNA from Symbiodinium necroappetens, 1848 nucleotides. The record is from the annotation of a GenBank genome assembly. Lineage: Eukaryota; Dinophyceae; Suessiales; Symbiodiniaceae.
AUGGAGAUCAGCGAUGCCGCCAAGUCUGGCGACGGAACCACGACCAAUGUGGGCAUCAAGAUGACGGGCACGUUCCAAUGCCCAGAAUGCCGCCAGAAGUUUGACUCCGAGAAGGCGAAGCAGCUGCACUGGAAGUUCAUCCAUGACCCAAACAGACAUCAGGAGGUGCACACCUUUCGAAAGGUAUGGCUCCGGGCUCUUGCAAAAGUGUCCACGGAUCAUCCGUUGAUAGACUGUGGUGCCGACGUCCAGGACGUGCCCAGCCAAGAGGAGCCUUUCGUCUUCAUCUGGGAUGCCGCUGGCUCGCACUUUGACUCUACUUCGACAUGCCCCGGGUAUUCGCACACCUAUCGCAACACGUGGAUGGGCUGGUACAGUGCUGGUGGCUACAUCAUGGACUCCGCUGGGGUCAUGCUGUCGGGGCGUGAUGGCAAGACCCCCGCCUACGACACUGCAGGCUUGGUCGGAGUACGCUUCGAGGACACGGCCGGUGGAUUCAUUGAGUUUCAGCUUUUCGAGAGAUUCCGUGGAAGGUCGCUGUUGAGCAUUGUCAAUGAGUGCAUGGGAAGUGAUCGAGAGAACGAUGGCUCUGCAGUUUGGCAGUCCGGGCACUGCAAGGUCGGGAAGGCUGCAAGCACCUUUGGAAUCGCUGGGGCAUCGCAGGAGAUGGUGAUCGGCUAUGCUGGCUCUCAUGUAGAGCCACUGAACUGGGUUCUCUUCAAAGUACAGGAGAGCUCAGCGGGCAGAGGGCUACCUUUUGCAUACGGCACGCAAAACAGCACCAAUCCAGGCUUUGCUGGCCGCGUGUACAUCUACGGAGUGCAGUAUGCAGUAGAACGGGCGGGCAUUUGGAAGUCGGUCACGCGGCCCUGUCAAUUGGACGAAGAUGGCUGUGUGACGAGCCACAACUUUCCAAGGUUUUACGGGGCGCAAGAGCACUGCAGCAUCGAAAUUGAGAAGUCUUUGGCAGGCCCUCUAAACUUGACAGAUUUCGACACGGAGAACAAUCACGAUUUCCUCACGGUGAAUGGCAAGGCCUACAGCGGCUCAGCCGGACCACAAGGCAUUGUUCCUCUGGAAUCCAUCGUGUGGAGGUCUGACAAUUCGGUCUCCAAAAGAGGCUGGCGGUUGUGCCCGCCGCCCAUCAGGAGGAAGGAGGCUGACGCCCGGGCUGAGUCACCCAGUGGCUUUCGUGUUUUUCUGCCUGUGAUACUUUUAGCCAUGGUAUCCUUGAUGUGCUACUUCGGCCCCACGAUGCGACAGAGCUGGCGAAAGUGGCACGCUCAUCGACUGCGAUUUCGAAAUGAUGUGGACGAGGAAGGUGUUUGUGGUGAUUUUGCAGUUGACACGAUGGAAAUGAGCUUGGACCAAGCACAGCAGGCACAGUUGCUCAGGUCUAGGCUAGUUUGUCAUGAGUGGGUCGGAUACCGGGUGGAGAAGUCUGGUGGCACGGCCUUCAUGCAGUGGCUCAAGUACUCCGUCUGGAAGCUGGGCAAGCUCGAGUCUUCUUUCAUGUACACAAUGCCAGGCCACCCCGUCGCUGUGGGAAGCCCCUUCUACCUCAAGACCGCGGGGCCGGAGGCGAUAGCAAGGUUCGAAGUGGUAUCUGGACACUUCGACUGGCGUGUGAUGCAUGAGGGAGUCGACUGCCCGAGCCGAAAGAAGGUCCGUUGCUUCCUGCUCGUGCGGGAUCCCAUCGAGCGCUUUCUGUCCUACUACCGCGAGCGCACUGCCGGUGCCCCAGCGCGAUUCCUGGAGGAUCCUGGUUGGCGUAGGACGGGCGCUUUGCUCGAGGAUUGGGCCGUGGGCCUUCAGGCUGGAGCGCUCCGGCCUGGCGUCGCUACCUGC